GCAGCAUUGUUGUUUUUUCUUCUCUUAGACGAACAAAGAAAAGUUCUCUUUUCCGCCUCAAACAACCAAUCUAAGCAACAAGGAGAUUUUUGGAUCUAAACACAUUCAACUCAAAAUAUGACAGGAGAAGAAGCUGUUGCUACACCAGUCCCAGUUGAGGCAGCAGCCCCAACUCUAGGCGAGCCCAUGGACAUCAUGACUGCACUACAGCUAGUAUUGAAGAAGUCACUUGCUCAUGAUGGUCUCUCUAAAGGUCUCCAUGAGGGUGCAAAGGUCAUCGAAAAGCAUGCUGCCCAGCUCUGUGUGCUUGCUGAGGACUGCAAUCAGGUUGAUUACGUCAAACUUGUCAAAGCUCUAUGUGCUGACCACAACGUCUCUUUGAUCACUGUUCCAAGUGCAAAAACUCUUGGAGAAUGGGCUGGUUUGUGCAAAAUUGACUCAGAAGGAAAAGCCAGGAAGGUUGUUGGUUGCUCCAUGGUUGUUGUUAAGGAUUACGGUGAGGAGUCUGAAGGCCUUCACAUUGUCCAGGAGUACGUUAAGUCCCAUUAAGUAGAUGUUUUCUUGAGCUUAAAUUGAAUUGAAGGGAGAAAAACUUGUUACAUUUAGGAAGUUUUGGAUAUUUGUUGUUUUAAUACUUCUAUGUUAGAGUAGAACUAUUGUUCCUCAAGUAUUUGGGUUGGAUUCAAUGUUUCUCUAUUUGGUAUUAAGGGUUACUGUUAAUCUACUUCCCCCUUUUAUUCAUGUUUUCUGCUAUGAGACUUUCAA
Messenger RNA from Papaver somniferum (opium poppy), 765 nucleotides. RefSeq names its product 40S ribosomal protein S12-like. Lineage: Eukaryota; Viridiplantae; Streptophyta; Magnoliopsida; Ranunculales; Papaveraceae. Gene Ontology annotation, molecular function: structural constituent of ribosome. The record is from RefSeq and is a predicted model, not a curated record. The coding region runs from base 118 to 549 and encodes 143 amino acids. Gene Ontology annotation, cellular component: cytosolic small ribosomal subunit; ribosome. The transcript has 5 exons. Gene Ontology annotation, biological process: translation.